Gadus chalcogrammus (walleye pollock) is the source of this 2491-nucleotide messenger RNA. It is a transcript of the gene antxr1b, whose product is annotated as ANTXR cell adhesion molecule 1b. The record is from RefSeq and is a predicted model, not a curated record. The coding region runs from base 156 to 2033 and encodes 625 amino acids. Lineage: Eukaryota; Metazoa; Chordata; Actinopteri; Gadiformes; Gadidae. Gene Ontology annotation, molecular function: signaling receptor activity. Gene Ontology annotation, cellular component: membrane. The transcript has 19 exons.
AUGGGGAACCGAUGCAGAAGUCUGAAGUUGUUUGUCGAGGGACAACUUUAAGAGGAAUCAAGAAAGAAAGUUAUUAAACUUUUCUCAUUGAGUUGCUGCUGUUCUCUCUCUGUAUCUCCAGGGGAGGUGCAGUGGGGAGGCAGUCGGAGGGGAUAAUGCCCUGGGGCUGGUGCAGGCAGGUACUGGGAAUACUUUCCUCUUUCCUGGUGGCGGGCUGUGCAAUGCAGAGCAUCUAUGCACAGGAGCGGGCUGUGGGAUCCUCCUGCUACGGAGGAUUUGACCUCUUCUUUGUUCUGGACAAGUCUGGCAGUGUGCAGCACCACUGGAAUGAGAUCUAUUACUUUGUGGACCAUUUGGCUCACAAGUUCAUCAGUCCUCAGCUUCGGAUGUCCUUCAUUGUUUUCUCAAAAGAAGGAAGGACUGUGAUGGAACUAACUGAAGACAGGGAGAGGAUAGGCCACGGACUGGAGCAGCUGCGCAUGGUCCAGCCAGGAGGAGACACUGCCAUGCACAAAGGUUUUGAACGGGCCAGUGAACAGAUCUACUAUGCAACAGGGGAUGGUUACCGGACCGCCAGCGUCAUCAUCGCGCUGACCGACGGCGAGCUCCGAGAGGAUCAGUUUGACCUGGCCGAGAGAGAGGCCAGCAGAGCACGCCAGCUGGGUGCAACGGUCUACUGUGUGGGAGUGAAGGACUUUAAUGAAACACAGCUGUGGACGAUAGCCGACGGGAAGGAUCACGUCUUCCCAGUCAACGACGGCUUUCAGGCAUUACCAGGAAUCAUCGACUCAAUCCUGAAGAGAUCAUGCAUCGAAAUCCUGGCCGUAGAGCCAUCCAGCGUCUGUCAAGGAGAGUCCUUCCAGGUGGUCGUCAAGGGCAACGGCUUCCUGCACGCACGGGAUGUACGGAAGGUCCUCUGCAGCUUCCGCAUCAACGACACGCUGACACUGAUGAAGAGACCGUUGGUGGUCAGAGACACGUAUCUACUGUGUCCAGCUCCUGUUUUAGAAGAAGAGGGGUCGACUGCUACUCUACAUGUCAGCAUGAACAACGGCCUGAGCUUCAUCUCCAGCGCCGUGACAACCACUGCAGUAAGCUGCUCCGAUGGGACCUUUAUAGCCAUCGCUCUGCUGAUCCUGAUGCUGCUACUCAUCCUGGCACUACUCUGGUGGUUCUGGCCUCUGUGCUGCACCGUGAUCCUCCACGACCCCCCCCCUCCGGUGGUGGAGUACAGCUCUGAUGAAGAUGACGAAGGAUACCCAAAGAAGAGAUGGCCCACCGUGGACGCCUCGUACUAUGGGGGGCGAGGAGUGGGAGGCAUCAAAAGGAUGGAAGUGUACUGGGGGGACAAGGGGUCCACCGAGGAGGGGGCUAAGCUAGAGAAGGCCAAGAACGCUCGCGUGGUGAUGCCUGAACAAGACUUUGACUUUCCUCCUCCACGGACCUUCAACAACGGCGUGCGCAGACCCGUCCGUCCUCAGAAAUGGUAUUCACCCAUCAAGGGUAAGCUGGACGCGCUGGGCCUUCUGCUUAGGAAGAGCUACGCCCGGGUCUCUGUGAUGCGACCGCACCCAGGGGACAAGGGCAGGUGUAUCAACUUCACCCGCGGCUCCAAACCCAACGUGGGCCCUCGCUACCCCAUCUACAACCACCCGUCCACGCCCAUCUACACCCUGCCCCACAGCUACGCCCACGCCGCCGUCUCCAAGGGCAACGACGCCUUCUACUCCGACAUGCCUCCGUCCCCCACCUCCAUGCUGCCCCCGCUGCCCUCCACGCCCCCGCCUUCCUCCGUCACCUCCCCCGCCUGCCCUCUGGAGGACCCUCACUCUCCUCCGCCCAACAGAGCCCUGCCUUCACCUGCGUUCCCGACAGCCACCACCCCACCACCGUCCACCCCCGCACCGCAGGAGCACUUCUUUGGCCUGGCCACGCCCCCAUCGGCAACCUCAGGCUUCCUGCCUCCCGCACCGCAGGGACCUCCCCCCUGCAGAGCACCGCCCCCCUCCCGCCCCCCGCCCAGACCGUCCUAGUGGUCCAGAAUAUGAAAGGCUUGAGACAUGGGUCUGUCUGGUCCUACAGAUGAAGAGCAGCUUGCUUUGGGUCUUAAGAGUGAGCACAGUUUCCUAAUGAACCCAAAGUAAUCAAGAUAUUUUGUAUUUUUUAUAUAAUUCUGCAACUAUUAGAAUAGUUGCAAUAUUUGUCCUUCCCUCGAGUUGCGAUCAGGUUUGCAAUUUUCCAACUGUUUUCAAUCUGUUAGUAAUCCAGAAACUCAAAUUGAAAGGGUUAGCAAUUGACUUUGAAUGUUUCAUGAAAACCAUUCCUGGCGUGUCCAAUUGUUUUUAUAAGUAUAUUAUUUUUUAGAUGUAAACUUUGCCUGGCCGGUCCAACAGUUUUUAUAUGAUUUUGAGUAGUUUUGGGUUGGCACACACAUACGCACACACACACACACACACACACACACACACACACACACACACACACACACACA